GUCCGUUGAAACAGCCUUUGUUUUUCCCUUGACAGCUCAUUUCUCGUUCUCUUAUUCCAAAUUCUGUCUCGUCAUCAUCAUCAUCUUCUCCUUCUUUAUAUAGCUCUCCUUCUUCUUCUUUAUCCUCUGCCUCGACCAGAGAGAGAAACAGAAAUGGAUGCUCUCUUGGACAAGGCUUCCUCGGCCGUCAACCAGGCCAAAGACACCGUUGAAACGGCCAAGACCGAAGCCAUCUCUACGGUCCAGGCCUCUGUCGAAACGGUCAAGUCCGAGGCCUUGUCUGCCCCUCAGAAGCUCUCAGAUGCUGUUGUUCCACAGGUUAAGGAGGCAGUGGACGGGGCGACGUCAAGAGGGAUCGAAGGAGCCAAAUCUCUGCUGCAAAGUCUCGAGGAGAAGAAGGGAGAGGUUUCUUCCCAACUUGUCGAUACCAUGAAGCAUGCUGCCGCUGGAGUAUCCAGUAGCGCUGACUCUGCAGUGUCUCGUGAUCUUCCCAUCUCCACCGAUAAUCAGCAGCCAUUGUUAGAGUCAGGAGGUCAGAGGGCAGUGGAGUCGACGCCAUGGUGGAAGAACUGUUGUGGAGUCCUUGAUCUUCUCAAAACAUCUGCUAGAUGAAUCAUGUUUCCAUCACAGAAGAUUCAUGACAAUACAACUAAGAAUCCCAGGUGAAGAACAAGAGAGAGAGAGAGAAAUACAGAGUCCUAGCUCUGAAACUCUCUCUCUCUCUCCCAAGUUCAAGAACCUUGUUUCUGGUUACGUAUUAUACCUUCUGUUUCCGUGUGGUGUGUGAUCUUGUUAUUGCUGUCAUGUGUGUUGUUGUCAUUACAUAUUAGUCUUUGAUUCCUCUGUGUUUUGAUUCACUUCUCUUGUUUUUUUCAA
Tarenaya hassleriana is the source of this 876-nucleotide messenger RNA. RefSeq lists its product as uncharacterized. The transcript is spliced from 3 exons. NCBI's taxonomy places the organism in Eukaryota, Viridiplantae, Streptophyta, Magnoliopsida, Brassicales, Cleomaceae. The record is from RefSeq and is a predicted model, not a curated record. The coding region runs from base 154 to 612 and encodes 152 amino acids.